Messenger RNA from Aspergillus nidulans FGSC A4, 1743 nucleotides. It is a transcript of the gene azgA, whose product is annotated as protein azgA. Bases 1 to 1743 code for a protein of 580 amino acids. NCBI's taxonomy places the organism in Eukaryota, Fungi, Ascomycota, Eurotiomycetes, Eurotiales, Aspergillaceae. The record is from RefSeq and is a predicted model, not a curated record. The transcript has 5 exons.
AUGGGGUACGCUGAGUGGAUUGGCCGUACCAAUGCGGCCGUGGCUCGUAGCCCGGUCGGUCGCUGGUUUCGCUUGGAGGGGUCCGGUCAUCCCCGCGAGCGAAAAGGCGCGUACUUCUUCACCGAAUUGCGUGCCGGCCUUGCCACCUUCUUCGCUAUGGCCUACAUUAUUUCCGUGAACGCCAAUAUCACGAGUGAUACAGGAGGAACAUGUGUCUGUCCAGCCGAAGACCUCGCAACGGCGUGCGACAACAACACCGAGUACCUCCUAUGCAAGCAGGAGGUUAACCGUGAUCUGGUGACUGCAACGGCGGCGAUCGCCGCCAUUGCGAGCUUCUUCCUCGGUCUUCUCGCGAAUCUGCCCGUCGCUCUGGCCCCGGGAAUGGGUCUCAACGCGUACUUUGCCUAUACUGUCGUUGGUCAUCAUGGUACCGGAUUGAUCCCCUACAGUCUUGCAGUGACUGCGGUUUUCGUCGAGGGCUGGAUUUUCCUCGGUUUGACUUUACUCGGUAUCCGGCAGUGGCUUGCUCGUGCCAUUCCCGCCUCGAUUAAACUCGCGACCGGCGCCGGUAUUGGAUUGUACCUGACGCUGAUCGGUCUCAGCUAUAGUGCCGGUCUUGGAGUUGUGCAGGGGGGUACAAGCAGCCCUAUUCAGUUAGCCGGCUGCGCGUCAGAUACGUUCGGCGACGACGGGUUGUGUCCUUCGUCCGAAAAAAUGCGCAAUCCCACAAUGUGGAUUGGUAUCUUUUGCGGCGGUGUUUUCACUGUCUUCUUGAUGAUGUAUAGGGUCAAGGGUGCAGUGAUUGCUGGUAUCCUGCUUGUCUCGAUCAUCUCAUGGCCGCGUCCGACCCCAGUUACCUAUUUCCCCCACACAGAAACCGGUGACAGCUCGUUUGAUUUCUUCAAGAAAGUCGUCACCUUCCAUCCGAUUCAGCAUACUCUGGUGGCGCAGGAAUGGAAUAUCUCCAGUAAUGGUGGACAGUUUGGCCUCGCAUUGAUCACGUUCUUGUACGUCGACAUUCUCGACGCUACGGGUACAUUAUACUCAAUGGCCAAGUUUGCUGGCGCCAUGGACGAGCGCACCCAGGAUUUUGAAGGCAGUGCUAUGGCUUAUAUGGUCGACGCAAUCUGCAUUUCCAUCGGUUCUUUGUUCGGUUCUCCGCCUGUUACAGCAUUCGUCGAGAGCGGUGCUGGUAUUUCGGAAGGUGGAAAGACCGGUCUGACAUCAUGUAUGACCGGUAUCUGCUUCUUCAUCGCCGUCUUCUUUGCGCCUAUCUUCGCCUCGAUUCCUCCAUGGGCCACUGGCAGUACAUUGGUCAUUGUCGGCUCCAUGAUGAUGCAUGCGACACUCGAGAUCAACUGGCGGUAUCUUGGAGACGCGGUUCCCGCGUUCUUGACGAUUUCGCUCAUGCCAUUCACCUACAGCAUUGCCGACGGCCUGAUCGCCGGUAUCUUGAGCUACAUCCUCAUCAACGGAGGUGUGUGGAUUGUUGCCAAGUUGACUGGAGGCCGGAUUUCUCCUCCUAACCGCGAGGAGGAGCACGAGCCGUGGACCUGGAAAAUCCCAGGAGGAUUUUUCCCGCCAUGGCUGGUGCGUGCGGUUCAUGGGAAGAAGGACUUCUGGCGGGCUGAAGAUGAUGCCAAUGAUCUUAGCCUUGGCGUCAUGCCUCACGGGUCGCUCUCGUCGCAGGAUCGCGCGGGCGAGAAACUUGCAUCCUCAAAGGAACAGGUCACGGAGAAAUAG